UAAUCAACUUGAAUUCCAAAAAUUAGGUCUAUCAAUUUGCCAAAUCCAUCCACCAAAAUCAUUCUUCCACACAAAGAUCUAAACCAAAAUGGGAGGGCAUGGAGGUCUAAACAUCCUCCCACAAAAACGAUGGAACGUAUACAAUUUCGAUAACCGAGAGAAAGUGAAAAAAGACGAAGAAGAAGCAGCUAAAGAAGAACAACUCAAACAAGCACAAUCUCGUAAACGCGACUCCGAAUAUCGCCUCGAACAACUUCGUCAAGCGCGUGGCUUACAAUCAUCAUCAUCCGCGCGUAGCCCACAAUCAUCAUCUAAACACGACCGCCAUACCGAGGAGAAAGUUCAGAAAAAGGAUUCUAACCACAUCAACUUGUUCGAAGGGAUUCGAAUUUUCGAUCCAGUUAAUAAAGUAGAAGAUGACGAGGAGAAAAACGGAAGGAAUAAUAAUAAGAGAGCGAAGAAAGUGGAACCGCCUAGGGUUAUUACUGCUGAGGAUGAGGUUUAUAGGUUGGGGUAUGGAAUUGUUGGUAAAGGAACGAAAUUGCCUUGGUAUAUGGAGAAACCGAAAGAUGAUGAAAAGAGUGAUAACGAAGAUAAUGAUGAUUAUUCAAGGCCUGUGAAGAAGAGUAAUAAUGGGAAGAAGACUGUGGAGGAAUUGCGAAAAGAGCGGUUGGACAGAGAGAGGAAGGAGAAGGGAAGAGAAAGAGCUCUGUUGAUGGACAAGAAUCGAAGAGAUGGAGGAUUUUCGCGACGAAGAUGAGGGCAAUGAAACACAAAGAAAGUGAAUCUAUUGUACCUAGAGUUGUUAUCUGAGAGCUCUUGAAGAAAAAUAUGGCUGAAUGGAGUUCUAUUCUUGGAUAUGUCAAUUUCAAUUUCAGCAUUGUAUCUACGAUCGUUUGGCAAGAGCAUGAUGUUGGUUGGAGAGUCCAAAUCCUGUACAGAGUGUGUAUCAUAUGCUGAGGAAUGGUUUGGAAGGAUUCUUGCUAAUUUCUAAAGUAGAACAAGUCAAAAACCAGUGCUAACCACAACCAACCCCCCCCCCCCCCCGGGGCUUGUCCUGUAAAUCCUUCUGAGCAGCUCAAUUCUGGAACUUUGAUAUUACUAUUUACUUGUCUACUUAUUAGCACGUAGGGCACGAAUUUUAUGAUUCCAGUAUGUUAGAAUUACUCGAGCUUGCCCUCAAUGAGGUUUUACGUUGUCUUUUUUUUUUUUUUUUUCCUUUUUCUUUUCAAUAGUGUAAAAUACAUUUACGGGAUCUUGGGUGGGCAUUGAGUUACAGUAUAGUGAUGUCGGUGAGAAUCUCCUCCUGUGUCGAGUCCAAUUCUCACUGCCUCUUUCUUAUGGGAGCUUAGGCUGGCAUUGUCCAAUCAAUACGUUGGGUUUCGGUAUUGGCUUUUCACAGACCAAAAGAAUUUUCUU
This is a messenger RNA of Lycium ferocissimum, 1419 nucleotides long. RefSeq lists its product as uncharacterized. Lineage: Eukaryota; Viridiplantae; Streptophyta; Magnoliopsida; Solanales; Solanaceae. Bases 89 to 760 code for a protein of 223 amino acids. The transcript has 3 exons. The record is from RefSeq and is a predicted model, not a curated record.